Nannizzia gypsea CBS 118893 is the source of this 2349-nucleotide messenger RNA. Its product is annotated as anaphase spindle elongation protein. The transcript has 4 exons. Lineage: Eukaryota; Fungi; Ascomycota; Eurotiomycetes; Onygenales; Arthrodermataceae. The record is from RefSeq and is a predicted model, not a curated record. The coding region runs from base 1 to 2349 and encodes 782 amino acids. Gene Ontology annotation, molecular function: microtubule binding. Gene Ontology annotation, cellular component: cytoplasm; mitotic spindle midzone; spindle. Gene Ontology annotation, biological process: microtubule cytoskeleton organization; mitotic spindle midzone assembly.
AUGGCCGUGGAUACAAGCUACCUGACCAGCCAGGUCAACUCCAUCGUCGAGCAACUCCAUGGCCUAUUCGAUGAUAUUGGCGUCCCUCACCAUGAGCGGGAGUCGCGUGAGUCUGAGUUAUUUUCAGCUCUCUCAGACACGUUACACGGGCAUUUGCAGCGUGUUGACGAAGAAAAGAACGAAAUGAUGGAAGAAGCCCACCAUCUUAAGACAACUAUUAAACAGAUGGAAGCCUCCCUUGACGGUAUGGGGAGAGGGAACCGAGAGUACGAGGAAAUUGAGAUCACAUAUCCCUUAAACAGGUGUCUUGAAGCUCUCAAGGAAAAACAUAACUCGGUUAGUAAACUACACCGCGAGAGAUUCGAACAGGUAAAGAAGCUCGUGGAAGCCUUGGAAUCUUACUCGUCGCACCUCGAGCCAUCCUUCGUUGCCCUAGAACUUCCACCCACGGAGCCCGGAGCUGUGGCUCCUCCAUCAUUCGACCUUUCCUCUACAUAUGUUAAGGCGCUCGACGCUGAGUUCACAAGAGUAUAUGAAGAGUACAACCGCCGCGUUGCAACAAUGAGCAGCCUGGGACAAGAUAUCGUGAAUUUAUGGGCCGAACUCGGCACACCACAGGUCCAAACGGAGCCCCUGAUUGUUAAACAUUACCGUGACUCUCCGGAACAAUUAGGCCUUCACCAAUCAGACAUCGCUAACCUCCGCUCACGACGAGAGAAACUUCUGGACGAGAAGAACAACAGGGAACGCAAAUUAAAGGAACUCAAGGCAGCAGUAGAGGCCCUUUGGGACAAGCUAGGGGUUGAGGAGCCUGAAAGAAAAGCCUUCCUGGCUUCAAACCGUGGUUGUGGGCUGAGAGCCAUAAACGAGUUUGAGGAGGAGCUUUCCCGGCUUAACGAACUCAAGAGACAAAACUUACAUCUCUUUGUCGAAGAUGCUCGAUGUCGGUUACAAGAGCUAUGGGACAACUUAUACUACUCGGAAGAAGAAAUGUUGGACUUCACCCCGGCAUUUUCAGAUGUUUACAGUGACGCUCUAUUAUCCGCCCACGAAGGAGAAAUCGCGCGUCUUGAGGCGCUGUUGGAGGAAAGAGCACCAAUUCUUCAACUGGUUGACAAGCACAAGUCUCUGAUUGAGGACCGCAAUUCUCUUAACGCUUCCAGCCAAGAUGCUUCCAGGUUGAUGGCCCGUGGUAACAAGGGCGAGAGACGCGAUCCGACCCGGCUCCUUAGAGAAGAGAAGAUGCGAAAGAGGAUUGCAAAGGAGCUACCAAGGGUUGAGUUGGAACUCAGGAAGAAUCUCCAGCAGUGGGAAGACGAAUAUGGUAGACCAUUCCUAGUGCAUGGCGAACGAUAUCUGGACGAAGUUACACCCGCGCCUCCACCAUCGAAGCUUCCUCCGCGGUGCAAAACGCCCUCUUCAUUCUCUACCGCAUCAAGGGCAAAUUCUGUCCGAGGAGCACCUCCAUCAUUACGUGGUGGAGCUCCACCUAAACCAGCUAACCCUCCUCCAUCACGGGCAAAGACACCAACUAGCCACGGCUCUGUGAGAAACAUCCCCAGACCUUACUCCGCAGCUGCCGGAACCUUUUCAAAAUCUCCUUCAAAGAUACCUGCUCCCCGUAUUCCAUUGGCCAACCUUCCGCAUGGAAAUAACUCUCCAGAAAGACGGGAGCAGCCGACACAUACCUACUCCUCCCAAACUGUCAGGGUCCCUAUGGGACCACCGAGAGCACCACCACCAAAGAUGAGAGAUCUGUUCCACCCACCAAGGCCACAGACAUCUUUCUCUUCUUACAGGACUGAGUCAGAGCAUUGUCCAAGCCUGAUUUCGGGCGGCUCCAGUGGUAAUGUAACAUCUGUUAGCCCAGAUGAGGAGGAGCCACAGGAGAGGAAGCAUCAUCAACGUUCGCGUACACAGCCUUCAGUACCUUUGCAGGCGUCGAGUGUAAACUGCUCUGUUCAAUCGCUACACUCUAACAUCCAAGACAGCGAGCAUUACCAAGCCCAGCAGUCAUCUUUCGUUAGCCAGUCAAGUGACAAACAAUACCGGCCGCAAAAUCCCUCCAACAGACAGAUAUCAAAUUCUACAAUACAAACAGUAACAUCUGGCUCAGAAAACUGGGAAACCUAUGACGAUGCAUCCGAGCCUGAAGCAGAUGCAACUGAUGUCUAUUAUGCUAAACUACGAGCCGCCCAUGGCAAACGCAUGGGAACACCGGGGGAUCUAGGAGGCACAAAGAAAAUAAGGGGCAUCCGGGGCGUAAGCUCUGAAUACGAGGCAGAGAACCACUACUCGCACCGAGUCGACGGUAGCGAUGGAUGGACAGAUGAUUUGGAACACUACUAA